Messenger RNA from Schistocerca piceifrons (Central American locust), 1347 nucleotides. Its product is annotated as myrosinase 1-like. NCBI's taxonomy places the organism in Eukaryota, Metazoa, Arthropoda, Insecta, Orthoptera, Acrididae. Gene Ontology annotation, molecular function: beta-glucosidase activity. The transcript has 10 exons. Bases 1 to 1347 code for a protein of 448 amino acids. The record is from RefSeq and is a predicted model, not a curated record. Gene Ontology annotation, biological process: carbohydrate metabolic process.
AUGAGCCGUACCCUGGUCCUUGUUGUGGUGGCAGCCCUGCUGAGCGAGACGUGGGGAGUCCCCUUGUCUUCUGGGUCAUCGCCGAGAGCUCCCAAUCACUUCCCAGAUGGUUUCUAUUUGGGCGCUGCUACAGCAGCCUACCAGAUAGAGGGAGGCUGGAACGAGGACGGCAAGGGUGAGAGCAUCUGGGACCACACGCUGCACGCACAGCCCAACCUGACGUCAGACGGCCAGAACGGCGACGUGGCGGCCGACUCGUACCACAAGUACAAGGAGGACGUGAAGCUGCUCGUCGGACUCAAUGCGAACGUGUACCGUUUCUCCCUGAGCUGGCCUCGAAUCCUGCCGACUGGGGACACGGACAACAUCAACCAGGCCGGCAUCGACUACUACAACAACCUCAUCAACGAGUUGCUGGCGAAUGGAAUCCAGCCGAUGGUGACGCUGUACCACUGGGAUCUUCCCCAGGAACUGCAGAAACUGGGAGGCUGGCCUAACGCCGUCAUCGCCGACUACUUCGUCGAGUUCGCUCGCAUUGCCUUCGAGAACUUCGGAGACAGGGUGAGCAGAGUGGGCAUCACUCUCAACAUCGACUGGUACGAGCCGGUGACUAGCAGCGCCGAUGACGCCGAGGCGUCGGACCGCCAGCUGCAGUUUGAGUGCGGCUUGUGGGCCCACCCCAUCUUCUCGAGGGAGGGCGACUUCCCAGAGGUGGUGAAGCUGAGGGUGGCGGCCAACAGCAGGAAGGAGGGGCGCACCAGGUCACGCCUGCCGACCCUUUCCCCAGCGGAGGUCAACCUCAUCAGGGGCACUGCCGACUUCUUCGGGAUUAACCACUACUCUUUCUCGCUGGCGACGUCCGGCAGCAGCGGCUCCGAACCCUCCAAGACUUACGACUCCGGUGUCGUCACUUCCGUGUUCGACGGAUACCCCAACAGCUUCUGGAUAUCGGACAUACCGUGGGGUCUGCGUAAGCUGCUCAACUGGCUGCACAAAUCAUACCCCGGGUAUCCGUUCUUUAUCACCGAGAACGGAUGGUCCGACCCGCCUGGAGUUCUGAACGACACAGCACGCAUCCACUACUACAGGGGAUACCUCUCCGCCCUCCUAAGAUCCAUCAACGAUGACGGCGUCCCAGUGAUCGGCUACACUGCCUGGAGCCUGCUCGACAACCUGGAGUGGAUGAGUGGAUACACGAUCAAGUUCGGCCUGUACUCCGUGGACUACGAUGGUCCAGAGCGCCCCAGAACUGCGAAGGCGUCAGUGCCGGUGAUGGCGCAGAUCUACAAGGAGAAGGCGGUCCCUCUGGAGGACUUCGAGAACGCCGACACGACGCCACCCUCGUAA